AUGACGGGCGACGCAAAGGCCCCGAGCGGCGGCGCGGCGAGGUCCAGCGCGCUGCCGUGGGUGGAGAAGUACCGCCCUGUCACGCUGGACGAGGUGGUCGCGCAUGAGGACAUCCUCGCCACGACGCGGCGGCUGAUGGACAGUGGUAGCAUGCCUCAUCUGCUCUUCUACGGUCCGCCAGGUACCGGCAAGACGACAACCAUCAAAGCAUGCGCGCACUACCUCUUCGGCAGGGAGCGCAUCCGUGCAAAUGUGCUCGAGAUGAACGCCUCCGAUGAUCGUGGCAUUGACGUCGUGCGGCAGCAGGUGCGCGAGUUCGCCAGCACGAGCUCUAUCUUCUUCACGUCCGCCACCACCACCGCCGCCGCCGCCGCCGCCGCCGCUUUUAAGCUCGUCAUCCUGGAUGAGGCGGACCAGAUGUCUGGCGACGCGCAGGCGGCGCUGCGGCGCAUCAUAGAACGGUACACCAAAAAUGUGCGCUUCUGCAUUCUCUGCAACCACAUCAACAAGAUCAUCCCCGCGCUGCAGUCCCGCUGCACCCGCUUCCGCUUCGCCCCUGUCAAGAAGGCCGCUAUGCUGCCCCGUUUGAAGUUUGUUGCGCAAGAGGAGGGUGUUCACUUCACUGAUGCGGGCCUUGUGGCGGCGUUCCGCCUCAGCCGCGGUGACCUGCGGCACUGUCUCAACACAAUGCAGGCGUCCGCCAUGUCCACGGGUGAAAUUACGGAGGAAUCGGUGUAUCGCGUUACGGGCAAUCCGACGCCGGCGGACGUGCGCGGUAUUGUGGAGGACAUGCUAGCCCAUGACUUCGCAGUUUCGUGGGAAAAGGUGCAGCAGGCCGUUGCGGAGAAGGGUGUCUCGUCGACGGACCUCGUGCGUGAAGUGCACCACAUCGUGAUGGCGAUGGACUUGCCUCAGGAAAGUAAGUGUUUUCUGCUCAUGAAGAUGGCCGAUGUGGAGUAUUACGCGGCAAGUGGUGCAAAGGAAUCCACGAGCAUCGGUGGUGUUCUUGGCGCCUUUCAGCUGGUGCGGGAGUCACUUACGCAGAAAAAGCGCGUCUUUGAGCUCGCGUGCUGCUGA
Messenger RNA from Trypanosoma grayi, 1077 nucleotides. Its product is annotated as replication factor C, subunit 3. Gene Ontology annotation, biological process: DNA repair; DNA-templated DNA replication. NCBI's taxonomy places the organism in Eukaryota, Euglenozoa, Kinetoplastea, Trypanosomatida, Trypanosomatidae. The coding region runs from base 1 to 1077 and encodes 358 amino acids. Gene Ontology annotation, molecular function: DNA binding; ATP binding; DNA clamp loader activity. The transcript has a single exon. The record is from RefSeq and is a predicted model, not a curated record. Gene Ontology annotation, cellular component: nucleus; DNA replication factor C complex.